AUGCUCGUCGAAAAUGUCGGGUGGUUGCUUCAAAACAACCAUCCGACCUUGGGCCAAAUGUUUAGGCGACCGACGCCGCUCUUGUCCACCCUAGGCGCCCUCUUGAUCUUUUAUAUACUCAUCAUUUUUAUCCCCAAGCAGCCCGAUACUGUCUUUGGUUUCAGCUACGUCAAGAGCAGCUAUGACUGGUCGUCGUUGGUCCAGACAUACCCCGUCGAUGAAAUCACGCCGUUGCCGACCGGCUCGCCGCGCAAACUCCCCAGUGUGCAGCACGACUUUUCUUCCGACGAGGCGCCAAGCGAGGAGAGGCUGGCUGUCCUGGCAGAUCGACGAGCAGCUGUCAAGGAUGCGUUCAUAAAGAGCUGGGACAGUUACAAGGCUUCUGCUUGGAUGUACGACGAGUUGCGUCCCGUGUCUGGCGGCGGAAUCAACACCCUCGGUGGGUGGGCUGCUACACUGGUGGAUGGGCUUGAUACCAUGUGGAUUAUGGAUCUCAAGGACGACUUUUAUCAAGCCGUUGAGGCAGCUUGUACCAUCGACUGGGAGACCGCGGACACAUCAAUCAACAUGUUUGAGACCACCAUUCGACACCUGGGCGGCUUGCUGAGCGCAUAUGACCUUAGCAAGGAAACCGCCUUGUUGAAGAAGGCCAUUGAACUAGGUGACCUUCUGUAUGCUGGCUUUGAUACCUCCAAUCGCAUGCCGCCAUUCUGGCUAAACUUUGACGAAGCCAAAGACGGCGAGCUGGAGCCAGGAACCCAUGACCCUUCAGCGUCCGUAACCUCGUCUGGGUUGGAGUUCACCCGCCUGGCGCAGCUUACGGGAGACAACAAGUAUUAUGAUGCCAUUGACAGGGUGGCGCGGUUCUUGGAAAGCACGCAAAACGAUACGAAACUUCCAGGCAUGUGGCCGACUUUUUUGAAUAUGCGAACUCAGGAUGUAACGAUUGAGUCGGAUUUCACCUUGGGCGCACUGGCUGACUCGCUGUACGAAUAUCUUCUCAAGACAUUCAUCAUACUGGGUGGUCUAGAACCCAUGUACGAACAAAUGUAUCGAACCGCCAUGGACACAGUCACCGAGUAUCUCUUGUUCCGACCCAUGCUACCUGACCAGGACGAUAUUCUCUUUACGGGGGAUGUGUCUGUCAACUCAAACGCGGACAAGCCCAGGCUUACUGCAGAGCCGCAGCAUCUCGGCUGCUUUGUCGGCGGCAUGUACGGGCUAGGCGGGAAAAUAUUCGACAUACCCGAGCAUGUGACCUAUGGUGAGAAGAUUGCCAAGGGUUGUGCUUGGAUGUAUGAUGCCAUGCCCACCGGAAUUAUGCCCGAGGUGUAUAACCUCAUCGCGUGUUCGAGUCUCGAGCCGUGUGAUUGGGACGAGGAAACAUGGGCCGUUAAAAGCGACAGCACCAACACCCUCAAAAAGGGCAUCGUGGAUGCUGUUGACCCCCGCUAUCUCUUGAGACCAGAAGCCAUUGAGAGCAUAUUUCUCAUGUAUCGCAUAACGGGUGAUGCAGAGUAUCAGGAGAUUGCCUGGCGCAUGUUUCAAUCGAUCAAGAACGCGACAGAGACAUCAUUGGCGUUUGCCACUAUCAGCGAUGUUACUGUGACGGGCAAGACCGACAAGACCAAUUCAAUGGAGAGCUUUUGGUUGGCUGAGACGCUUAAAUACUUUUGGCUCAUAUUCUCAUCGCCGGACGUCAUCAAUCUAGAUGAAUACGUUCUCAACACUGAGGCACAUCCUCUUCGCCGCCCUACAUGA
Molecule: messenger RNA, 1761 nt
Organism: Pestalotiopsis fici W106-1
Lineage: Eukaryota; Fungi; Ascomycota; Sordariomycetes; Amphisphaeriales; Sporocadaceae
Exons: 1
Coding region: 1-1761 (586 amino acids)
Biological process (GO): N-glycan processing; carbohydrate metabolic process
Cellular component (GO): endoplasmic reticulum; Golgi membrane
Molecular function (GO): mannosyl-oligosaccharide 1,2-alpha-mannosidase activity; calcium ion binding
Source: RefSeq, a predicted model, not a curated record